Molecule: messenger RNA, 2558 nt
Organism: Coffea eugenioides
Lineage: Eukaryota; Viridiplantae; Streptophyta; Magnoliopsida; Gentianales; Rubiaceae
Product: E3 ubiquitin-protein ligase MBR2-like
Exons: 7
Coding region: 1-2352 (783 amino acids)
Molecular function (GO): ubiquitin protein ligase activity
Source: RefSeq, a predicted model, not a curated record
AUGGUUGACCUGUCCGUAGCUGUAUCACUUGGAAUCGGCAACGCCUAUGGUUCUGAGGACUACACAAAAUCAACAGUAGUAGGAGUGCAGUACAGGGAUGUGCUUAUUGGCUAUUGCUUAGUCCAGUCACUUUCUCACCAGCGUCCUGCAGGACAAUUUUCUGAUAUGCAGGGGGAAAGGAGUAUCUUGGAACCCUUUCCUGAAACCAUUGAUCUUAACCAGGUAUCUGGUUCCAAUAAUGCUUCUACGGAUAGGCCAGUUGCUUGGAAUAAUGUUCUAAAUCCAGCGGAAAGCCGGUUGUCCAGUUAUGUUCUUUCUUCAGGGCAUGGGAGCCCUAAUUUUUUAAAUCCUGCAAGCCACAAUGGUCGGACAUUUGGUGGCUGGGAUCCUGGUGAGUCGAGUUCCAGUGCUAAUAUGCAAAGCCAGUUGAAUGGUCAUGAUUUAAAGGUAGGACAAGGUUGGUCUCCUUCAAUAAAUACUUGUGUGGGACCUGAUGGAAGAUCAGCAGACUGGCAAUUUGAACAACCUAAUGUUCUUCAUGAAAGUAGUACAAAUAGCUAUCGUGGCAAUUAUUUUCACAGACCUCUGAGUAUAAACAACUCUGUGUCUACUCGUACUUCUCCGAAUGCUACUGUAAGUGGGGGCUAUCGAAGUAGCAGUCAUGAUAGCUGGCAAGGUAGAGGAUCAGGCAUAUCUCCAAGUUUCUACAGGUCUGGCAUGUCAGAGAUAGACCAGUUUGCUACUUUUGAUGCUGGUUCUAAUGAUGUUGGGACUUCUUCUGGUAAUUCUGGCUAUCUAGUUCGGCAUGAUGAUGGCUCGGGUUCUUCUUCUAGUUCCUGGGGUUUGUCCUGCAAGCGAAAGGUCCUUGAAGGUAAUCCUGGUCAAUCUGGUUCAAGUGGAAGUUUGAGCAUGGAGCCACAAGAUGAAACUAUUGGAAGGCACAACAUUCCUGCUCAUCAUAAUGCUUCUAGCAGCUUAGCUGUGUCUGCAACAUCUACAAACUCACCUAGCGCUAACAAUCAGGGACAGGUAAAUGCAAGAAUUGUGUCUGGGAUGAGAGGAAUGACUUACGAUAGAUUUCCUCCAAGGGUUACUGACAUUGCAGAAAGCUCACAAAGAAAUUUCAGUUUCGGAGUGGAUCUUGGACAUCAGGAACCAGCCCCAUUUGACUUAUCUGCUGCAGCGUCUGAUGUUAGGCAUUCUAAUGCUCACUCUACGAACCACCAAUCAAGACUUAUCUCAGCAACUGAAUCGCCUGAACUGAGAACUCCGUUUUCUCGUCCACUGAAUUUAAACAGUAACCCAAGUCAGUCUCCUUUCAUGCAUGUGCAUGGUUUGGCAAGAAAUAUGCUUCCGAUUUCUUGGAGUGGAUCUCUUAACUCAAGAGGUGGUGCUUCAUCCAGUCCUAUUUUGUUUUCAGGGGAAAGAGGUGCUGCAGUAAGGGAUGAAGCCAAUUUCAGAGGCUCCCUAAGCAACAACCCAGAGCAUCCUAGUUUUGUUGCUGCUCGUGAGAGCAGGCACAUGGUACAAGAACCAACAGCUUGGAGUUUUUCACCUGGAAAUACUGGCUCUUCAAGAAAUGUUCCUUCUAGUUCUCGAUAUACUCCUAAUUCUGGUACAGGACCUCUCCCAACUGUCUGGAUGCCUCAUCAAAAUGUAACAGCACAUAAUCAGCAGAGGUUGUCCGAAUUCCCUCCAUGGACCCUCUUCCCAUCUGUUGAACCUGAUCCUGGAGGCCAGAGAGGCAAUUUUUCAUUCUUGCCUUCAGCCUCUUCUUCCUCAGAGGAGGCUGUGAUGGCAUCUGGAUCUAGUAGCGGGGACCAUAAUCAGCCAUAUUCUAGGUCAUUGUUGAUGGAGGUUUCCAGCGAGGACAUUAAUGGUUGGCGUGCUUUAGCUGCUGGCAUUGAGGGGAGGCACAGGAUCGUGUCUGAGAUUCGUCAAGUGCUGAAUGCGAUGCGGCGGGCAGAGUACUUGCGAGCUGAGGAUUAUAUGAUGUUAGAUCCAUUUGUCAAUGGGGCUGCUGAGUUGCAUGAUAGGCACAGAGACAUGAGGCUGGAUGUUGAUAAUAUGUCCUAUGAGGAGUUGCUUGCCUUGGAGGAACGCAUCGGAAAUGUGAGUACGGGAUUGAGUGAUAAUGCCAUAUUUCAUGCACUGAAACAUCGGAGAUAUCAGUUCAUCACAGAUGAAUCGCCAAACCUUGAGCCAUGCUGCAUAUGUCAGGAGGACUACAUCGCUGGAGACGAUACUGGGACAUUGAAUUGCGGGCACGAGUUUCACACAAACUGCAUUAAACAGUGGUUGACAAUGAAGAAUCUCUGUCCCAUUUGUAAAACAACGGCCUUGGAAACUUGAAACACAAAUUCACCCCUGCUUCCCCCCUGGAUAUUUAUUGGUUCUUCAACUUGAAGAUACAUUUUGUUGUCAUACCAUAAGAAAUCCCUUUUUGUGUUACCUGUGUAAUACUGUACCGGGUGGUUCAAAGGGGGAAAGGAGAUUGGUAUAUUAUAAAACAAGUCUUACUGCAUUUAUGUGAUAAACUUCAUCUAUUCUGAUGAGUA